AUGAGUGAUCACGAUGAUAAUGAUAAUGAUUAGGAGUUACAAGAAGAAACAACAACAAAUGCCCCUAAGUUUGAAGACUAUUCUGAUGUAUAAAAAGUUUAAAUUAUUUAGAUGGAUAAAACUUAAAUUCCUAUAUUUGAAAAGAAUGCAGGAACAGAUUGCUUUAAAAAAGGGGAUUAUUUUGAAGCUANCUAAUUUUUAUUCAAAAUAACAGAACAAUCAUCUAAUUAUUCAUGA
Paramecium primaurelia is the source of this 237-nucleotide messenger RNA. Lineage: Eukaryota; Ciliophora; Oligohymenophorea; Peniculida; Parameciidae. The record is from the annotation of a GenBank genome assembly.